This is a messenger RNA of Anguilla anguilla (European eel), 3745 nucleotides long. RefSeq names its product M-phase phosphoprotein 9. The record is from RefSeq and is a predicted model, not a curated record. The transcript is spliced from 23 exons. Lineage: Eukaryota; Metazoa; Chordata; Actinopteri; Anguilliformes; Anguillidae. The coding region runs from base 305 to 3745 and encodes 1146 amino acids. Gene Ontology annotation, cellular component: centriole.
CUAGCCCGCGGAAAUUAAUGCUGUUUUUGCAGUCGCUCCCGCCCACUGUGGUUUCGUUCACUUCCUUCCUCUCCUGGUGGAAAACAGCCAAUCAGAACCAGUGUGAUAUCUUUACUCGGACAGUUUAAGCACGGCGAGCCAAUCCGAAAGCGCAAAAGGAAGACUAAGCGGGUUUGUCGUUGAAGGGUAGUGUCUUUCAGGGUUCAACAACAGGCGUCUCGCGGGCUUACAGGAUAAAUACAAAUAUGGGACUUGUACAACUUUGUAGAUAUCAAAUGCAUUUAUUCAACGAGGCCACAUAAGGAUGGCCACAGAUGACAGUAUCUCUGAGGAUGUGUCCGGCUCCGUGGCCCUAAGCCAGGAUCAUGCGGAAAACAGCGUCGGGAAGGACAGCGAGGGCUCCGUCGACUCCGAGGACGCGCUGUCGGGGCCGACCGCCUCCGAGGAGGGGCGUAUCUCUGCGCAGUCGGCGCAGACCCUGGAGGGAAUCCUCACCGCCGCCGCCGGGACGGUGACAAACAAAGGCCCAAUCACACCCGCGUCUAACAGUGCCCAGAAGAACAGGAAUCUCCAUCUGGAUGUGAAGGGGUCAGGGAGAAGUCUGACCACCAUCAUCCCCAGUCCACUGGAGACCCUUACAGCCCUGGUGCAAGAGAUCCAGAACAGUGGGGGCACUGACCCUGAGAUCUGGAGAGAUUGCGAGGGCCGAUGGCUGCAGCUGUUUGAGCUGGUGGAGAAGCAGUACCGGGACCAGAUCCUGGCCCAGCACGAGCAGUACCAGCGCCAGGUCCAGCUCAUUCAGGAUGAGAUCAAGGCCCUGGUGCGGCUGCAGAACCGGUCCCGCGCCACGCAGAACCCGGACGGCCCACUGGGCCGCGGCGCCGGGGACUCCCCGCUCGUUCGGCUCCUCGGCGGCGGCCUCGCGGGGCCCCCCCUGGUGCCCCGCCCUCCGAGCGCCACGUCCCCCGUCCGCCCCGUGGCAGGCCAGCCGCGCCCCAAGGCCCGGGACAGCCGGGAGGAAGGCGCCAUGACGGUGAACAGCAGCGGCUACGGGACGCUGUCCACCUGGGGGGGGCCCAGCCCGCACUGGGGGGGCGAGGGAGGGGGGCAGAGUUCGGUGCUCGGCCUGCGGCCUGCGGCCACGCCAGACUCUGACCUGAUGAGUCGGGAAUCUCAGAGAAAGCUGCCCAAUCACACGUCUCUGUCUGCUUCGCCGGCCAAUCACAGCCCCUCUGCUGCUCAGCACAAAGCCACCAGUCAGCUGACCUCCUGGGCGCAGAAACGCAGGGUACCCAGGAGCAGGUCGGCACAGUCCCAGCGCCCACGGGCGGAGGAGGAGGAGGGGGAAGAGGAAGAGGAGGAGAGCCGUGGGGGGUCCCUGAGCGCUGAUGGUGACCGCCCAGAUGAAUAUCGAACAACUUGCUUGAAGCGAACUGACAGCUUGAUGUCUGAAGCCUCAGGUCUGACGUACUGGAGGCUGGACGAGGGCGAGCUCUAUCGCCCCCUACCGGACAGCUUCGACAGCGGGGCCUACCUCCUCCUGCAGGACAUGUCCCUGAACCAGGAUGAUCCCAAACUGCCGGGGUCCCUCAGGGAGAUCUACCAGCGCAGGCAGGGGGGGCGAGCCAAGCAGCAGGAAUGGGACUCCUCCCUCACCUCCAACGCCUCUACUCCUCAGGUGUUGACCCUUGACCCCACGCUGCACAUGAAGCAGUCCGACCGGACGUCCGGGUUUACCUCCCCCUCCCACUUCAGCAGCCCGUCCUCCCCCCAGCAGCCCCCGCCCGGCCACGCCCCGGGGGCCCCCGCCCUCAGCCCGGACUCCAUGAGCGAGGGGCCCCCAGCCCGGGGCUCCCCCAGACUGUCCCCGGCUGGCACGCCCACAGAGGGGGGGCCCAACGGGACGGCCGCUGCGCCCGCACCCCCCCACGCCCUUUACAACCGCGUCCCCUACGGCGACGACGAGAGCAGCCGCCGAACCGUGCUCACGCCCCACGCCCACACCCGUCCCGACCAAUCAGGAGGCAGCCUGGAGAGGACCGCCUCCUCCUCCUCCCUGGAAGACCCGGUGGUCAUGUCUCUGGUGAGGCAGAGCCUGAAGGAGAAGCACUCUCGGCACGUAGCGGAUCUCCGAGCGUACUACGAGUCGGAGAUCUCCUCCCUGAAGGAGCAGCUCUCCGCGGAGCUGCGGCGCUCUGACGCUGACCUGCAGACGAGCAACCGGGCCCUCCUCGAGAGGUGUGAACAUCUGGACAGAGCGCUAACCGAAGCCAGCGCCUGCAUCCGAGACCUGGAGAACAAGAACCGCCGACUGGAGAGCCAGCUGGCUGAGUGGCCGGGGCGGUACGCGGCGGCUGACGCGGCGGUGCAGGCCCUGCGGGCGCGGCUGGAGGACAGCGACCGCGGCGGGCGGGAGAAGGACGGCGCUCUGGCCCGGCUGCGGUCCCGGCUGCAGGAGCUGCAGAGGGAGCUGGACGGGGCCUCCCGGCUCUCCCACGACCAGGGCGCCCAGAUGAGGCAGGAGCACCGCGCGCUACAGGAACUCCUAGUGGAGUAUGAUUCCCUGAGAAAAGACCAUGACAGAGUGAAGGAUGAUCUGGCUUCGGCUGAGAACAAGCUCUUUGAUGCCAAUUCACAGAUAUCUGAACUGAAGAGGUUCGUAUCCAAACUGGAGUCUCAGGUCAAACAGCUGGAGCACGAGAACCUGGCGAAGACGCGUCACAUGAUCCAGGCCCGGUCACAGGCUGGACUCUCCCAGCAGCCAGACCUGCUCCUCUCUCCUUGUAAGAGCCGGGCUCUCCUGAACAGUGACAGGAAGUGGCCGAGCCCUGAACCCGACCCCUCUGCCCACUCAGGGCCGGCCUCUGAUAGAACAGCCACGCACACCAGCAGGUGCUACUCCCCCCCUCCGGAGACCCCCACCCCGCUGAUGAAGGCGCUGCUCCGCAUGGAGGAGGCCCGAGGCAGCCGUGGCCACGCCCCCCCCGGGGCCGGUUCGGGAAGCCCCAGGCCCACAGUGAGUUUUGUGGAGGGCAGCAGGGGGGCCUCUCUCCAGAGGAGCCUCUCUCCAGAGGGGCCCAGAUCCUCCUCCCUCCCCCCCGGCACCCGGAGGAGCGCCCCGACCUCCACGCCCACGAAGAGGGAGACGCUCAUCACCCCGCUGCCAGCCAAGUCCAGCCCCAAACGCUGUCCCACGGAGAACUACUCCACCGCGUUCGGACGCUCGCCCGUCCAGCAGCUGUACAGCAACGGCCGGCUUCAUGUGAACUCUGAUCAAACGGACCCGUCCUCAACCUCGCUGUCUCGCACCUCCAGUCUCAGAAAGAGGCUCCAGUUCUCGUCAGAAGGACCGGAAGGUUCUUCAGUCGUCCCCUGCCAGCCCAGCAGCGGGGGGCCUGUGCUCUCAAACGGGGCGGGGCCAGGGGAACAGACCGCGGGGUUGGGCCGGGAGGAGCAGGGGGCGGAGCUGCCUGACGCCUCCGACAGCGACGUGCCCUCGUCCUACCAGCCCCAGGUGCAGUCACUGGCCGACACGGAGCGGCUGUUCGACGAGCUCACGCAGGAGAAGCAGCAGAUCGAGGCGGAGCUCAGCCGGAUCCCUGGGGGUGGAGCCAGAGUCACCAUGCAGAGCAGACUGGACGAGGUGGCCCUUGAAAGGCGACUAGAAAAGGUCAACCGUGACUUGGGGUCCAUCCGUAUGACGCUGAAGAGAUUUCAUGUACUAAGGUCUUCUGCCAAUAUAUAA